GGGUCACGUGUGUACACAGUGUCGGGCUCCAGCAGUAGUAAAGUCUGCUGCGGCUCUGCCUCCUUUUCAGAACAAGCCUCGUCCUCCGGAAAGUUGACGGACGAAGUGCUCUGAAAUGCAGUGAAACGGUUCCGCUUUGUGGAUCUCGCCGUUUUUUGGAGGCGUCGAGGACCCGAGGCGCGUAAUUUCUCAUUCCCCAGGAUGUGUGUUUGUGGAUUGAAACGAGAGAGAAAUGCGAGUGGAGACGCUUCAUCCAAACAUAAUGCCCCCGUAGGUUUGUCACCGAGCCAAGUCCAUACGUUUCUGUCGACCUGUUGAGUGCUUGACCUGUGUCAGAGCCCAGCGAUGUGGAUCUGCAUUGUUUACAAUGAGACGGACACCAGCGUGGACUUCCGCCCCUGCCAGGACUUUGGCCUCAUCCUGUCAGUCUUCUCCCUCAUCUACCUCCUGGUGUGCUUUCCACUGGGGCUGUGCUACAAUGUACUGCUCGUCGUGGUCAACCUCUCCAACAAGGUGUCUAUGACCAUGCCAGAUGUGUAUUUCGUCAACAUGGCCAUCGCGGGCCUCGUGCUUAACCUGGUGGCGCCCGUGGAGCUGCUGAGCUCCACCUUCACCCGCUGGCACAUAUGGGAGUACAACAAAGAGGUGUACAUCACCCUGCUCAUCCUCUUCAACAUCUCGUCACUGGUGAUCAUGUAUUCCACCACGCUGCUCAGUCUGGACUACUAUAUAGAGCGAGCUCUGCCUCGCACGUACAUGUCCAGUGUGUAUAACACUAAACAUGUGUGUGGGUUCAUCUGGGGCGGUGCAGUGCUCACCAGCUUCUCUUCGCUGCUCUUUUACGUGUGCAACCACAUCUCCACUAAGAUGGUUGAGUGCUCGAAAAUGCAGAACAAGGAGGCGGCAGACGCCAUCAUGAUGUUCAUCGGCUACGUGGUUCCAGCUGUGGCCGUCCUUUAUGCCUUUGUGCUCAUUUUGCGCAUUAGAAAAGAGUCAACGCCUCUGGAUCAGGACUCCGCUCGCUUGGACCCUUCUAUCCACAGGCUGCUGCUAGCCUCAGUCUGUGUGCAGUUUGUACUGUGGACCCCAUACUACAUGACCCUGUUGGUGCACACUGUAGCUGGUGCACCCGGGUAUGUUAGCAAUGCUCAGUACUUGCCUACCUAUUUCUUCUUGAGAUGUGUGUCUAAACUGCUGGCAUUCUCAAGCAGUUUUGCGAUGCCUCUCAUGUACAGGCAGAUGAACAAAAACUUUUCCAACAAGCUUCAGCGGCUGCUCAGGAGGCUGCACUGUGGAGACCGCUCCUGCCCUCACGAACGCUCAAACGUGCAGCAAGUGGUGACGUGAGGUCACCCCCGGGAGAUCAGCGACACACCCUCCCAUUUCCCCAUUUCCACCUCAUGGCCUAGCCGGCACUUAACCCCCACCUCCCCCUACAGAGCCAGUAUGUGACUGCGCUCCCUCGCUGCUCUGGACUGUGUUAAGAGCGAUGUAGCUGACUGUGGAAUUUCCUGUCACCUUCCAAAACUUGAUCUGAUCUAUCCUGUGAGAGGACAAACCAAGCAAAAAACCACUAAGUGCUGUUAUUUCUUGUCACAGAGUGAAGCUCUCCACUAAAAUAUUCUAGUUUCUAGUUUCAGGGCAGUAAAUUUGGCAGAAUCAGCCAAUAACGCUGGCAAAAUAUCCAGUUAGCAAGGGAGUCCCUAUCAAUAUCCCUUUGCACUGGAUGUUUUUUUUGUGUAAAGUUGUUUUCCUGCUAACAGAGUGCAAGUGUGGCUAAUGCAUGACAGACUGAAUUUCACUGUUAAGUGUCAAUAUGCUAGCAAAUACGAUUUAUUUUUUUAAAGGUCUUUAGUGUUUCCCUCCAGUAUAAAGCUACCCCCCCCCCCCCCCACACACACACACACACACACACAAGCAGAGGCAGUAAAGCUAUUAACUUAAAUUAUGAAGUGACGCCAAGUUAUUUUGUUUCUGAAGAGAAAACUGUGCAAACCUGCCUUGACGGAUGGUGGCUGGUAUAUCAGCAACCCACCACAGCUAAUGAACUUGUGUUGUGUCAGCAUUGCAAAGCUACGCUCGGCGCCGCUGAAGAGCUCUGUUUACUGCCCUGAAGCUACAGGCCUUGAUCACUUGAAUGAAAAGACGGUUCUACCUUUGUAGAGCCGAAUUUUCCUUUUUACUUAAAUGCUUGGAGAGUGAUUCCUCGUUAUCAGUGCAAAUGUUCUUUACAUUUCAAAGGUGAAGAACAAUUAUUCAAUUACUCUUCCAGAUAUUGUAGCUUAAUUUCAAAAGCUAUCUUCUUUAUUGAUACCAGCACUACCCUGUAGCUAUAAGUAGACGCUGGUAUGAUGUUCUCAUUUCUUUCUUUUUUUUAUAGAUUGGAGUUCUGAGAAUUUGAUCCACUCACAGGCAUAGAGAGAUUAUUCUUGCAUAUGUGAAACUCCACGUUAGGAAACAAAUAGUGUACACACACACAUUACUUUGAAGCAACACAUGAAAUGCUCAUAUAAAGCUUGUAAUCAGGUUUCAGACAUAACCGGUAUACCUCUCUGCUGAAAUCACAUCACCUGUUAACCACACGCAGUUCAAAUCAACUCACUAAAAAAAAUACACUCAUUAAUCUGAGUGGAGAGCCUCAGCUCAGUGUGUGCUUCGUUGAGAUGUGUUUCGCAUCUGCUGGAGUUAUGCAUGCGGUGUCACAUUGGGUCAGUCAAGUCCACAUGGGUUCACAGAGAAGACCCUGAGGAGGAGGUGGAAUGUACAUUCCCUAAAUUGCAUGCCCACUUAUGAGUGGUAGGGAGGUUUGGUCCAGGUGGAAAUAUGUAGCCUGACUGGGUCACUCGAGAGGCACCAUCAACAAAAAAAAACCUUCACUUAUGUAUGAACGACUCACCUGCCAAGCACCUGCAAACAGUGUGUUUGACACAGAAGUAGAGUUUGAUCUGUAAAUGCUGCUCAGAUGCAUCAAGGUUAUCUGCACGUUUUUUGGCAAAAGCUACUUCGCUUUCUGGCCGGCCAGACAAUUCUAAUAGAGAUGAAUCCCAGUUAUAACAUGAACAAUAAAAUAUUGUUCUUGCAUUAUGAGGUCUGCGCAUUAAGUUUAGUUUUUAUUUGAUUUCAGAAUGAAAGGGCCAGUUUAUGAAUCAUCCUGUGAACAAAUACACGGCGAGGUGGGGGCAGGAAGUGAACACUGGUAAAUCCCUCUCAGACAACAGUCAAUGAUAAUCACUUAUAUUUGUAAAAGGUUGAAUUUUACAAACAACUGGCUUUGACUGUGAAAUUCAAUGGAUUGGACAGCGAUUAAAAGCUUUUCAUAGAAAUAUGCAGUUAUUAUUAAGAUUAUAAUAUAAUUUUACAUUUGCACGUACUCACAAACCAGGAAUAUUUUUUCUAGGUCUGUGGUGUGUAACAGUGUCCAACUAUCGACUUUCCACUGCACAGCCCCAUCAUCAUUUGUGUAUCUGCAAUCAGUGAGUAGGAAGUAAGUGUUUGUUUUCAACUGGAACUGUGUGUUUACUUUAUGCGCUACAGUAUCUGCUGCCCCUAUUUCUACAAAAUCAUAUAGUUAAUCAUUAUUUAACCUUAGUUCAAAGUCCUGAUGCUCACUAGUCAUUUAGGCCUGGGAGUCAAACAGAAGAACAUCAAAUGAUGAGUGGUGUGAAAUGUGGAAAAGGUGGUGUCCAUUUUAAGACAGCACUUUGUACUGAACUGUCAGAGAUUACAGUUGUGUCCACAUAGUUUUUACCAAAAAUUCAACUAUUACUUAAUCAGUAGAUCCAAUAAUGACACUUGAAUUACAGCGAACAGAAUCAAAUUGUUACUAUUUUAAUCAAUAUUUGACACGUGUUCAUGUUUCCUUUGGUAUUUUUAUGCAGAUUAAAUGGACAAGCUUGAUGUCAAAUUUACUGUAGUUUAAUGAAAAUACAUCCAAGUAGAAACAUUAGAGUUGUAGUUGUUUUGAUUAAAAAAUAUUUUUAGGUUUCAGUGAUUUUUAAUCUGGGUCAGAAUCUGCAUUAAUGACAAUCAUGGUGCUUUUUAGCAAAGUAAAAAGUUUGAGGCAAAUUACACGAAGCCUUCGUGGAUUAUCAAACGAUCGUGGUUGUGGUAAUAAUUAGCAGCCACGACAAACUGGCCACACCAUCUUCACAACUGGAAAAUAAAGUUUGAUCAAAGUGGGUUUCAAAUCACGCCCAGUUCUGAUGAGUGCGCUGUCUGUCUGGGUUUGGUCUCUUAUUUCAGAGGGGCCGUACACUCUCACAUCAUUGCAAAGAAAUGUGAGUGAUUACCACUGAGUUCAGUUAAAUAGCCGAAACAGGCCGAACAGUUUGAGUUUCGAAUGUAUGCAGAUGUAUUUUAGCUGGCAAAACCUCAGAAGUCGAGAUGAAUCCACUUUUCAGAUGUGAUGCUUUACGACUGUGUAUGCAAGUGUAAAUGUCAUGUGUAUAUAUUGUAUGUGAGAGAUUUACAGGAAGACAACACGCUCUUUCAAGUGAUGUUUUCAAAAAAACAUACAGUAUUAUUUUUUUUGAGAGAUAUAUUUAGAUUCUGUAAGUAAUCUACCCAGCUGAGUCAAAGACUGAUUAAACAAUAAACUAACA
Paralichthys olivaceus (Japanese flounder) is the source of this 4601-nucleotide messenger RNA. RefSeq names its product G protein-coupled receptor 146 (gene gpr146). The record is from RefSeq and is a predicted model, not a curated record. Gene Ontology annotation, molecular function: G protein-coupled receptor activity. Gene Ontology annotation, biological process: G protein-coupled receptor signaling pathway. Gene Ontology annotation, cellular component: membrane. Lineage: Eukaryota; Metazoa; Chordata; Actinopteri; Pleuronectiformes; Paralichthyidae.